GCAGCCUUGGCCUCUGGCAGGUGCACUCCUGCGAGCAGACUGAGCCAGACAGCGGGCGCUGAGGUCAGAGGGACUGGGCAGGUUUUAUUUUGGGUAUCGGCGACCUCCCCCUCAGGUCGCCAGGCCCGUGCUGCGGCCGGACGGCAUUGAGCGGGCACUGCUGGACAGGCCAUCGGCUGCCGAGGGCCUGUGGCAGGCCAGGGUGGGCAUCCGGCUGGACUCUCCCCUGGGAGCACGGAGGGAGCUCAGCCUGCACUGCAGUGGCGGGAAAGCUGAAACACAGGCACGGUGGGGAGUGUGACGCUGAAGUGCCAGGAAGGCCACAGCCCUGCUGCCCUCCACAACCCCUCCCACCACCGGGAGCAGCCUCCACCCUCCAGCAGCCGGAACCCUGUGUCGGCCUCCACCUGGGAAGCCUGCUAAACGACCUGAGCUCUGCUUGGGACCCGAGGUGGAGGGAGUGCCGUCCAUCACCUGUUUGCCUGCUAGCCUGGCAGGCCCCCGCAGGGUGCAGCGAUGCUCAUCUCAGCUGCCUCCAUGGCCCCUGAGGCAGUUGGCCCGUGCCCCCAAGGCAUCCCUGGACCCCCACCACCCCUCCUGCCCAAGCCGGGGAAGGACAACCUGCGUCUGCAGAAACUUCUGAGGAAGGCAGCCCGGAAGAAGAUGACUGGGGGCGGGCCCCCUGCCCCGCUGGGGGCUUUCCGCAUCUCCCUGUCCCCUGUGAGUGAGGCCAGCCACGACCAGGAGACCACAGCCCCACAAUCUGCCGAGGCCCCGCGCCCUGCCGAAGCCCGGUGCCCUGCCGAGGUCCCACACCCUGCCGAGGCCCCACGCCCUGCUGAAGCCCCACGGCCUGCUGAGGCCCCACGGCCUGCUGAGGCCCCGCGCGUGGUGGCUGCACUACCCCGCACCCCCCACACCCCCGUCAUCCACCACGUGGUGUCCCCCCUUCAGAAAUCCACAUUCUCCUUCAGCCUCACCCAGCGCAGGAGCCUGGCCACUCACUUUAAGGCCACGAGUCCCCAGCUGGUAACUCCGGCCCCAGAACCCACGCGGUCCCCCAGUGGCUUCGCCCAAGUCUUGGCUCCUGCAGUGGGGGCUACCCACGUCAGCCAGGUGCACAUUCGUCUGACGCCGUCCCCACAGGCUGGGAUCUCUGAGCACCCCCAGACAGCCCUGGAUGGGGGGCCUGGCAGCCAGGACCAAGACACAGCAUUGUGCCUUCCUGGGGCCCAGCCCCUGAUCCCAGUGGCCCAUAUCCGCCCACUGCCCACUGGGGCCCAGACUGCCAGUCCCUGGCCUGAGGUGUCCCCGGUGCCCAGGCCACCCCCUGGCUUCCAGGCCUCAGUGCCCAGAGAAGUCAGCACCCGGGUUGCGGUGCCCAUAGCCCCCACCUACCACUCUCCAGGACUCUCGCCUUACAGGCCAGCCUCUGUGGCCCCUGAUGCUGAGUGCACGGAGGAGCCCCCAACGACUGGCCCUACUGCAGUGCCUGAGCAGGUCUCCAGCCCCCACCGGGCCUCGUCCCCGACUCCACCAUCAGGUCCCCACCCGUGCCCUGUCCCCAAAGUCGCACCCAAGCCUCAGCUCAGCGGCUGGAUACGCCUCAAGAAGCAGCUGAUGGAGGAGCCCCCAUUCCCGGGGCCGGAGCCGAGCCCAGAGCGUGCGGAACAGGAGGUCACCGUCCCCACCAGUCCAGUACCCCGGCCUCCUGUCUCCCGGGCCUCCAGAAUGUGGGACGCAGUGCUGUACCGCAUGUCGGUGGCUGAGUCCCGUGGCAGCCCGGCGGGGCCCAGGGACGGGGCGUGCACCCUGGCCGGCCUCGGCCGCCUACCCUUCCUCUGUCGGCCUCGCUUCAAUGCCCGGAAGCUGCAGGAGGUGGCCACCAGGCCCCCUCCCACGAGCCGCCCUGUCCUGGAGUUGAGCCCCCAGCCCAGGAACUUCAACAGGACGGCGGCGGGCUGGAGGCUGCAGUGAAUGGCUGGGGCAGCCCCAGGGCCCAGGACCAUGGGGGUGAAUACAAGAGGGACUGACGGUCUAGCUGGGAAGCUGUGGCCACUGAAGAGGGCACCAGGGCCAGAUGGGGGCUGAGGGAACCUGGGGGUGCUGGGGUGCCAGGAGGGGCAGGUUGGCUGGAUGGGGGCGUGAAGGUCCGUGGUGGGAGGUGGGACGAGGCUGGGAGCAGGUGGGGUUGAGGAGGAGGCGUGCCUCGGUGGUGUGGAGGGGUCUGCAUGCGGUAGAGUGUGGGGGCUUUCAGGGUGAAGCCUCUGGAGAGAUGGGAAGCACCCAAGUCUGUAUGAGGCAGGGGGUUGGGUUGACUUGCAGGGCCGGCCUGAAUCUCGCACGGGGCGGAGGGAAAGGAGGUAUAGGGAGGCGGCAGCAGCCCGCAGUCUGCAUGGAGCACCUGCCUGGGUCUCUGGGGAAGCCUGGAGCCCCCGAGGGCUGCAGGUGGUGAGCAGGGAGGGCCGGACUCAGCCCAAGGGUGCUCUGCUCAGUGAACUCAGAGGCUGGACAGGACGGGGGCAUUCUGGGGCCGGGCUUUGCGGUCCCCCUCCCUUCUGCCGUGAGAGAUUCUGGGGAUGGGUUUACAAUUGCUCUGUGGAGCCAGAGGGGUCAGGGUGAUCCAGUCACCCGCACUGUUAGCUGCAUCCCAAUGAUGGAGCCCUGACAGAUGUGGGGAGCUGAGCCCCAGGCUCGGUGGGAGCUGGCCCUGCACCACUGUCCCUUUAGCUGCCCAUCUCUGCUUCCCCACCUGGGGCCAGAGCUUGAGGGGUGCUCGCUGCUGGGAGAGAGAGGGGCAGGGCCUCAGCAUCAGUCAGGACCGGGCUUUGAUGGCCGGAUGGGGCCUAUCCUCAGACCUGGGGCUCGGAGAACAGCCCAGCAGAGUGGUUGAGGAGGGGCUACAGCCCAGCUAGGGGCGGUGAAUGGGACCUCAGGCCUCAUGCUGCUUUGGGGGCCGCUAGGCUGCAAUGAGCUGGGGUCUGACUCAGGGCAAGUGCCAAGGCUCUGAUGGGGGCCGGUUGCAAUGGGAGAGGAUCCGGAAGGACCUGGGGAAAACUCUAGCCCCAGCUCCUGGGAGCUGGACUCAGGAGGGGGAACAGCAGUCGGUAGGGGCCAGGAUGUCAUGGGUGCUAUAAAUGGAUCCUGGGACCCAGGCCACUAAUAAAAGUGUGUCUAACCACA
This is a messenger RNA of Equus quagga, 3183 nucleotides long. RefSeq names its product proline rich 33 (gene PRR33). The transcript is spliced from 3 exons. The coding region runs from base 517 to 1977 and encodes 486 amino acids. The record is from RefSeq and is a predicted model, not a curated record. Lineage: Eukaryota; Metazoa; Chordata; Mammalia; Perissodactyla; Equidae.